AAUGCAACAAGCAGGAGAAUCAUCGAAGCAAAAGGGAGUAGCUGAAUAAAAAUCGUAUAAGCCAAAGAAACAGCAGAAGCCUCGGUCGAACCAGUGAAGUCAGCCGGAUGGCUGAAAGGUGUGCGGCGGAACUGAACUCUCCACAUGUUUUCACUUUUGAAGUUGAACUAAAUGUUUUAACGCUUUUAAGCUUGUGUACC
Molecule: messenger RNA, 200 nt
Organism: Linum tenue
Lineage: Eukaryota; Viridiplantae; Streptophyta; Magnoliopsida; Malpighiales; Linaceae
Source: the annotation of a GenBank genome assembly